UUUUGAGAUAGUUGGCCCGCUCUCGCAACAACUAAAGCUUUAGCAUCGUUCCGUAUAUCGGUGAUAAUACUUUGCGACUCCAAAAAAAAAAAAAAAAAAGAAGUACCUGCAGACUGGUUCUGGUAGAUAGGUAUCCAAAAUGGGCGCUUUGAGAAGAAUUAAAACAAAGCGCAGGACAAGGGAUUACGAUCAGGUUCGAGCUGAUAUCGAAUCCCCCAAACACCUUGCGCAGUACAAAGCAACCAAGGACCCCGAGGAUCUACCAGGGCUUGGAAAGCAUUAUUGCGUUGAGUGCUCAAAAUGGUUUGAGAGUGAACAUAACCUGGUUGCCCACACAAAGGGUAAAAACCAUAAACGAAGAAUUCGACUCCUACGCGAAGAACCUCAUACACAGAAGGUCGCUGAAGCCGCUGUGGGUUUAGGCACUGAUAAAGGCCUGCGUUCAGGAGAAACUGUUGUCGACAUGGAGGAAUAAGUUUCUACGACUACUACGCGAUUUAUGAGCAUCCGCGACUAUUGGAUAUACAUCUCCAAUAUGGAGGGGGAUAUGUCUCUUGGACAGACUGGACGAGAAGCGACAGAAAAAAAUUUCAUCCUUAGAAGGUUGAUGUUGUCUUUAAGACAAUGCUAUUGGUUGCAUAGCUCAAGUCCUUUCAGCCAAUCAGAAAUCGGCAGGGUCACAUGAAACACGUGAAACCACAUGCGCCGAAAACCGCCAGAGUUUGGCGCCCGAUUUACCGAGUACGCUGAUUCCGUCUUGCGGUGACCCGACUGGAAUCGCCGUUUCUCGGAUAUUCGUAUAUUGAGCUCCACUCUAAUCGGCCACUAUUUAGUUAGGGCGAGUAUUACUUACAAGUCGCAAUACAUGGACAUAACUUAAUUUUUGUAGACAAU
Molecule: messenger RNA, 894 nt
Organism: Aspergillus caelatus
Lineage: Eukaryota; Fungi; Ascomycota; Eurotiomycetes; Eurotiales; Aspergillaceae
Product: putative C2H2 finger domain protein
Exons: 3
Coding region: 140-475 (111 amino acids)
Molecular function (GO): zinc ion binding; nucleic acid binding
Source: RefSeq, a predicted model, not a curated record